This is a messenger RNA of Fusarium fujikuroi IMI 58289, 540 nucleotides long. RefSeq lists its product as uncharacterized. NCBI's taxonomy places the organism in Eukaryota, Fungi, Ascomycota, Sordariomycetes, Hypocreales, Nectriaceae. Bases 1 to 540 code for a protein of 179 amino acids. The record is from RefSeq and is a predicted model, not a curated record. The transcript is spliced from 5 exons.
AUGGCUUCUCAUGAUGCGAAUAUCGAUGAUGAAGACCUCACUAUCCAUGCCUGCUGCGCGCCUAUUACCAACCUAGCUCGACCCAUUGAGUUCAGUGAGCUUGACGAGGAGGAGGAUAGACCUUUCUUUCACUGGCCAAUCUUUGGACCAUUGAUAGUAGAGAAUGAGAGUAGUGAUGCGCGAGAUCACUGCGCCAAUGAGAGGACGUUCCUCUCAUACCUUCGAUUAUCGAUAUACAUGGCCAUCGUCUCGGUAGCCAUCACACUUUCGUUCCACUUAAAGAACGAAGCCACACCGUUAGAGUUGAGAAUGGCAAAGCCUCUCGGGACGAUAUUCUGGGGACUCUCGGUCUUGACUCUGCUUGCUGGGAUGGGUAACUAUAUAACAACGGUCAACAAGUACAGCAAACGGGCGGCUAUUGUACAGAUUGGCUGGAAGACUCAUGCAGUUUUCAGUCUCACAGCAGUCUCAAUCAUAGGCACCUGUCUCAUCCUGCUUGUCAUUGCCAAGGUUCGACAGCAAUCAUCAUCCAAUUCUUGA